AUGCUUCGCCUCUCAACGCGUGCCCUGCGCCGCGCGCGCCUCACUACGCGUACCACGGGUUUCUUUUUGGACUUGAAAAACCAGCUUAAGAAUGAGAUGGAGAAAAAUGAGGAGCUCAAGAAAUCUUUUGAGGAGCUGGAGAAGACCAAAGAACAGUUUAAAAACGUGGAAAAGGCCGCUAAGGAAAAGAUGAGCGAGGUGAGCUCCAUGACCGAAGAGGCGGCAAAGAGCUUCCAGGAGCAAGCCUUACAGGCUUCUCAGAAAAUCAAGGAGUCUUACGAGGAGACUACCAAGGUCGCAGCCGAUGCCAAGAAGGAUAAGGAGGACGCAAAUGCGGCGGAUACAGCGGAUACUUUUGCAGCUGAUGAUGCUAAAAAAGAUGAAGGCAAGACGAAAGGAGGCGAGACAGAUGAAGCUGUGGAGGGCGCACGUGCUUUUGUGAAGAACUUCAUUGCCAGCAUUACCGCCCAGAAGAACAAGCUCAUCCACCCAAGCAAAUUCCCGAAGCUGCGCGACGAGUGGAAGGAUGCCGCACAGGAGCUUUUUGGUAAGCGGGAAAAGCAGACAGUUGACGAGGCACUGGCCUCUGUACGAACACCGUCCGUGCAGAAACCGAAGAAAUCCGAGGACGAGGAACCUACGGAGUACACUGGCACCAGUGCUUUGGUGGCGGUGAAAGAGGAGGAGAGUGCCUGGCAGCGUGUCAGCGCUCGCUUCCGUGAGGCCCCGAUUAUUCAGGGUAUUCUAGAUGCUGCAAAGCAGGCAGCUAAGACAGAGGCCGGAAAAAAGGUGCAGCAGACGACGAAGCAGGUUAAGGAUAAGAUCAGUGACGCCCAGGAAGAGGUCUUGGAGGUUUGGGAAACCAGUCAAAACCCGUGGGUGUACCGAUUGUCUUCAAUCUAUGACGGUCUUUUUGGUGAAACACCGAUGGCUGUUGCGAUUAAGGAGAUCCGUCGCGCUGAACCUGACUUUAUAUUGGAGGAAUGGAAGGAGAACAUUGAGGAGGUUGUUUUGCCUGGCGUGCUGGAGGCAUUCUUGCGUGGCAACAGCCGUGACUUGAAGAAGUGGUUCGGUGAGGCUGCGUACUCGCGUAUGAACAUCGCUAUCCGUGAGCGAAAGUCGGAGGGCCUGGUAAUGGACCCGCACGUGCUCAGCAUCGACAACGUAGAAGUUAUUGAGGCGACGGCUGAAGACAAACAGGCCCCGAUUAUUCUGAUGCGGUUCCAGGCGCAGCAGAUCAACUGCAUCCGCAAUCGUGAGGGAGAAGUUGUGGAAGGAUCCGAGGACGAGGUGCUAGCCUACUACUACAUCUUUGCCUUCCAGCGCGACUACGACGAGGAACAGGAGACCCUCCGCUGGAGAAUUGUGGAUCUCCACAUGCAGCGUGGCGGAAGGUAUUAUUAG
This is a messenger RNA of Phytophthora infestans T30-4, 1404 nucleotides long. Its product is annotated as Mitochondrial Protein Translocase (MPT) Family. Gene Ontology annotation, biological process: protein import into mitochondrial matrix. Gene Ontology annotation, molecular function: protein-folding chaperone binding. The record is from RefSeq and is a predicted model, not a curated record. The transcript has 4 exons. NCBI's taxonomy places the organism in Eukaryota, Oomycota, Peronosporomycetes, Peronosporales, Peronosporaceae. Bases 1 to 1404 code for a protein of 467 amino acids. Gene Ontology annotation, cellular component: mitochondrial inner membrane.